AUGGUCGCCCUGCCUCGCCGCCUCUCCGGCUACCUUGUCUUCCUCGCUGCCUUCGCCUUCCUCAUCUUCUGCCACGCAACGAGUCUAGACGCGAGUGCGUGGAGGAGGGGAGACAUCGACUUCACGGGUACACUCAUGAUCGUCACUCUCAAGCUCGUGGGGGCUGCUAUGGACUGCCAGGACGGCAGCAUGGGGCAGCAGGACGGCAGCAUGGGGCAGCAGGACGGCAGCAUGGGGCAGCAGGACGGCAGCAUGGGGCAGCAGGACGGCAGCAUGGGGCAGCAGGACGGCAGCAUGGGGCAGCAGGACGGCAGCAUGGGGCAGCAGGACGGCAGGGAGCAGGACGACAAACCGCCACGUGCCAGCAGCGCCUCCCCCAAUGCGCUCCCUCGCGUGCCCCCCCUGCUGCCGUUCCUGGGGUUUGUCUUCUUCCCUGCUGCCUUCCUCGUGGGGCCGCCCUUCCCCUUUGCUGCUUACCACGACUACGUUGAGGGACGAGGGCACUGGUCCACGCUCUACCCCCACCAGCAACCACCCGCACCAGCCGGCCCCGCCUUCCCUCCACGCCUGCUGCCAGCAUGCGGGGCGCUGCUCAAGGCGCUGCUGUGCAUGGCCGUCUACCACACGCUCUCUCAGCUCCUCCCACCCUCUGCGCUCACCCAGCCCGCCUUCUUUGCUCGCCCCUUCCUCAUCCGGUGCGCGCAGGUGGCGUUAACCCUCUUUGCGAGCAGGGCGAGCAACGCAAAUAUCUGGGUGGUGGAGGUCACGGGCAGUGGAGCGCAGCUGCCAUCGCACUGGAACAUCGGAGUCAGCAACUGGCUGCGCACCUAUGUGUAUGACCGCUUGACCCCCCCAUCAGGAAAGCCCACCCUCACAACGCUCCUUGUGACACAAGCUGUCAGCGCACUGUGGCAUGGCCUACAUCCAGGCUACUACCUCUUCUUCCUCUCUGCUGCCAUCGCUCAAGAUGCUUCCAAAUUGCUGCACCGCCUGCACCAGUCCAUCCCUCUGCACAGGCGGUGGCAGCGCGGCAUGGCACGGGUGGCACAGAUGCUCUACACGCGCAUGCUCGUGGGGUAUGCUCCACUCGGCUUCAUUCUCCUGCGGGCGGACCUCACAUUCAGAGUGUGGCGCUCGCUAUACUUCUUUGGCUCCAUCCUGCCUCUCCUGCUCUCCGCCUUGCUUCCUCCUCUCAUUCCUUCAUCCAACCGGCGAAAGAAAGAUUAA
Messenger RNA from Closterium sp. Yama58-4, 1227 nucleotides. NCBI's taxonomy places the organism in Eukaryota, Viridiplantae, Streptophyta, Zygnematophyceae, Desmidiales, Closteriaceae. The record is from the annotation of a GenBank genome assembly.